This is a messenger RNA of Protopterus annectens (West African lungfish), 576 nucleotides long. RefSeq names its product putative postmeiotic segregation increased 2-like protein 3. The transcript has 4 exons. Gene Ontology annotation, biological process: regulation of DNA-templated transcription. The coding region runs from base 7 to 576 and encodes 189 amino acids. Lineage: Eukaryota; Metazoa; Chordata; Ceratodontiformes; Protopteridae. The record is from RefSeq and is a predicted model, not a curated record.
GUUGUGAUGGUUACACAAAAGUUAUCUGUGCAGGAAAUUGCAGAAGUGCUCAGAUUUCUGGGUUUAUUUGGUCUUUUUUAUGCCUGUGUGGACAGCUGUUGUUCUGAACAGUCUGGAUUCUGUAACUGGAGGCUGAAACAAAGCACCAUGAAGCUGGAGAUUCCAGAAACUUUUGAAGAUGUUGCUGUGGAAUUCUCGAUGGAAGAAUGGAAGAUGUUAACCAAACGGGACAAAUUGCUGUACCAGGAGGUGAUGGCACAGAACUUUGAUCACAUGGUAUCCAUAGGUAAGGAUGGUGAUCUUGGAUCUAAACAUGAAAAUGAUGGUACAGAACUUUUUGUUGAGAACAGAACAUUGGCUGAACAGUCAACCAGAACGUUAGAGGACUUGUCAUUGAAUAACAAGGGGAGCACCCAUUUGAUCCUGCAGAAUCCUAGCAACAGUGCAGUGGAUAUACCACUAGAACAACUGUUAUCAUAUAUUGAAAAACCGGGUGAACUUCCAUUUCAUGGGAAGGUAGAAGAUAUGACCGUGGUUCAGACAGAUCUUCCUGAAGUCCCACCAAGCAGUAAGUAA